CGUCUCCGUUUCGGUUCGGCGUUCCGGGGGGAGCUAGUUUGCUAAGUGCCUGUGAGAUCCAGGCUGCGCCGCUUGGUGAGCAGUUUCGGCUGGCAGGAUUAAGGAGUUGCCCGGUAGUGCUUCGGGUAAGAGCCGUAGCCGGAGUUUGAACCACAAGGCGACGUCAGUCCAAGCCUCUCCCCCGGCCUAGCUGUCCCCUCCGACGUUUGGGCCGCCUCCAGUUGUAGCACCCGCAACAUGGAGAGUCUCCACUGCGUGAACCACGGGUGACCACGAGGGAAACGAGGAGCUCCAAAUGACGUUCCCAGGUGGCCUUGUGGAAGCAGCAGCAGACGCGGCGCUUUGGACCGCCUUUUCAUGACUGGUACCGCGCGCGUGUCAGCGGGAACAGCUCGGCGAAGCCUGCCGCCUCCAUCGGGCAGGGAGAUGCUGCUCUGAGACUGGAAGUCAAGGAAGCUACAAGAAAGGAGCCCCUGUGUAUAACCUACGCACGCCGGUGGGGAGGGGGGGGGGACAAAAAGGAAAAAAAAGCUGCAUGAUUGACACACGGGCGACUUCGGCUGCUGCGUUGGCUCGUUUAAGUGUGGCCGGGAUUUUUUUUUUUUGUUUUUAAAAACCCCCGGCGGCGACGGCGUGAUAUCUUUCCCGUCUCUCCCUCUUUAAACUAGCCUCGGUCGCUGCUGUUGGAGUCCCCAUGGUCUGCAUGGCUGGGGAAUAACCGUGGAGAGGCCAGGGUAUCACAAGCUUAUGGAUUUUGAUAAGAAAGGGGGCAAAGGAGAGACGGAGGAAGGUAAAAAGAUGUCUAAGACGACGGCCAGCAGGACUGGACAUGGCGGCAGGGGUACGGGGACCAAUUCCGGAGUGCUCAUGGUGGGCCCCAACUUUCGCGUGGGCAAAAAAAUUGGCUGCGGGAACUUUGGAGAGCUGAGGCUGGGCAAGAACCUCUAUACUAACGAAUAUGUGGCCAUCAAAUUGGAACCCACAAAGUCCAGGGCGCCGCAGCUCCACCUGGAGUACAGAUUUUACAAACAGUUGGGAAAUUCAGAGGGAAUUCCUCAGGUCUACUACUUUGGUCCAUGCGGGAAAUACAAUGCCAUGGUGCUGGAGCUACUCGGGCCCAGUUUAGAGGAUCUAUUUGACUUGUGCGACCGCACCUUCUCCCUCAAGACCGUCCUCAUGAUAGCCAUACAGCUGAUAACACGGAUGGAGUAUGUGCACACCAAGAGUCUGAUCUACAGAGACGUAAAACCAGAGAACUUCCUCGUGGGGAGGCCCGGGAGCAAGCGGCAGCACACCAUCCACAUCAUUGACUUUGGUCUGGCCAAAGAAUAUAUAGACCCUGAGACCAAAAAACACAUCCCCUACCGGGAGCACAAGAGUCUGACUGGGACGGCGCGCUACAUGAGCAUUAACACACACCUGGGAAAAGAGCAAAGCCGACGAGACGAUUUAGAGGCGCUGGGCCACAUGUUUAUGUACUUCCUCCGAGGCAGCCUUCCUUGGCAGGGCCUGAAGGCGGACACUUUGAAAGAGCGAUAUCAGAAGAUCGGCGACACCAAACGAGCCACCCCGAUCGAGGUGCUUUGUGAGAGCUUCCCUGAAGAGAUGGCCACCUACCUGCGCUACGUGAGGAGGCUGGACUUCUUUGAGAAGCCAGAUUACGACUACCUGCGGAAGCUCUUCACCGACCUGUUCGACAGAAACGGCUACGUCUUCGACUACGAGUACGACUGGGUCGGCAAAUCUCUCCCCACACCGAUCGGCCCGAUCCCCAGCGACACGACCCAGCAGCACAGCAGCAGAGACAAAGCACAACAGCAGAACAAAAACCAGUCACCUGAGCCCAAAGGAAGUGAGUCUCAGCCCACCCCGGUGACCAAUAAGGAGACUGUGGGGUCGCACCUCACAGCUGAGCGGCUGGGGGGCUCUGUUCAGGUGAUGAGCUCAACGAACGGCGAGCUGAACACGGACGAUCCCACAGCCGGACACUCCAACGCUCCCAUCACCGCUCCCACUGAGGUUGACGUGGUUGACGAAACCAAGUGCUGUUGUUUCUUCAAAAGGAGAAAGAGGAAAGCUCUCCAGAGGCACAAGUGAAGGAAGACGAUGGAGACAACUUGAAACAUUGUGGUCACUGUCAAGUUUUAAAUGGAGGAAACUACACAAAAGCCCCGCCCCCACGCCCCAAAUCCCUUCCCCCUCCCUACCUGGUCCUCCCACCCCGCCACCAUGUAUCCCCCCCUCGUUCCCAGCGCUCCCCACGGCUCCUGCCGAGUUGAAGGAAUGUCGCAGUCCUACUGACUCUACAAGAGACUUUUGAUUCUUUGACGGACGAAUUCUAAACAUACCUGCAUUACAGCCGGGGGCUCGAGGAAAAACGUAUAAAAGCUGUAACAAUGAAACUCGAAUACAGUGGCGUGAAUAUAUAAAAAAAAAAAAGGAGAAAAAAAAGAAAAAGAAAAAAGAUGCUGUUUGAAGCAGUUGUUGUAUUCUAGAUUCCAUGCAGAAGGUGAUUUGCUGGAUCGGCUGUUGAUCAGGAUCAGGGGAAAGCUUUCAGGUGGUUAAAGUGAAAGAAAUCUGCUCCGUAGGAAAUAAUUUUCUUUUUUUUUUCUUUUCUGGUGUGUAUUUUUGGGAUCAAGGUAAAAGGAGGGUGAAUUAUGCUGAUGUUCGAUCUGAGAGACACAGGAAGCAUUUCAUCUUCAAGACCGAAUCUGAUUUUUAUGUAUUUUAUUUUCCUCCUUUUUUUUUUUUUUUGUUUUUCGUAAGUGAAUCCUCAGUUUUCAGACCCUGCACUCAACGCUUCGUUCUCUGUCGUUUCUCCUCUGCUCUUUGCUCCCUGGUUUUCUUUUUCGUCCUUCGACGUCGUCUUUGUAGCACAGUCACUGGCCUCAGGUACUGUGGAAGAAUGGGGCGAAGGCAGACAUAUUAAGCUCUUUCAUUUUUAUUGCACUUUUUUUUUGGGAAAGAAAACAAUUACAGCGCAAACAACUUAGGUUUAAAUUUACCAAUUAAGAAAAUAAAGACUGAUGUAGGAAGAGUCAAAGAUCACAUCUGUUUAUGGCUGAAAAUUGUUGAUUUACGGUGAAAAAAGGAGGGAUGGGGGAGAGAGAAAGAGAGAGAUGCUUUGAUUUUACAUCCAAGUGAUUUACCAGAAAAUCGUAGUUUGUGCCUUUUUUUUUUUUUUUUUUUUUUUUUAAAGUAAAAUGUUUAAAAGCUCAAGCAAGUGUCCCUCAAUGAAAUUUGAUCUAAUCUGACCCAAAUGCUCAGUGGAUUAACGUCGGUGCACGCUGGCCGUCGCUAAUCCGGAAGUUCUUGUAAGCAAAUCUGUGAAAUGAGUGCGCGCAGCCCUCUCCGCCACAGACGCAGCUGCAUUUGACCCUCAUCCGCAUGCGACGGCGCGUUAAUGUGGUUGUUGCCAGCUCUGAUCUAACAGAGGGGGGGGGGACAACCAAAUAUGUCUGAAGCUGUUUUAUUUCCUCUGGAUGGCUGGAAGAAGCUGCGUGAGGUCCGUUGCUCUCUGUAAAAGAUCGGUAACGCCGUUCUCUUGGUUUGAGCCGACGUAGUUUCAUGUACCUCAUGUUUAGGUGGUCUUGUUUUUUCUUCUUCGUGCGUGACAGGACCCCGCUCCGUUGCUUAGAAAUUCAAAUCGUCCCCUAUAAAAAAAAAAAAAAUCUUACGUCAUCAGAGCUCCACCGUCUUAAACCCAUCUUUAAAUCCCCUCUCCUCCAGUGCAGAGCCGCUCUUUUCUGUUUUUUGUAAGAAAAAAAAAAAGCAUAUAAGUCGAAAUGGCAUUAUUAUAUUUUUGAUUCUUUACAAACCCUUUUUUUUUUCUUCCGUUUUCAUGUGUAAAUUUGUUCAAAUCUUAUUUAACAACAAAAGAAGAAGAAACGUCUGAGCCUGUUUAUGUUUGACAUCAUGGACCGAUUACUAGAGAUGCAGCGAUCGUUGAUUUCAUUUCUGCUAUUGGCUGAGGUUCUGACCUGCCGUUGUUGAUUUUUCUUCUAAGGAUUAUAACCUUCAAAGGUGAAAUGUUCUGUAGUUUUUUUUUUUUUUUUUUUUUUUAAAGAAUGCAGUAAUCAUGAAUAGAAAAAUGAAAUCAUUACAAAAUUGUCCAAGUUUAUGCAUCAAAGUCUAUAACUUUUUAGUUGAUAUGUAUUUUUUUGGGAUUAAACUCUGCAAAAGGGCAUCCAAGGACACGCUGCGGAGUGCGUUAAUGGACUUUAAAAGUGCAUAAUUUUAAAAAAUGACUUCUUAUCUCUGGGUUUUUCCAGCUUUGGAGCUGUUCUAACCCAUCAAGAGAAAAACAUCCAAUCCCUAGAAGAUAAACUGCAUCUCUACUGAGUCCUGAACUGCUCCCAUUGGGUCCCGGCUUGAUUGCUAAAGCACUAGAGCUCCAUUGAUGCACAAAAGGAGUCCAGAUAAUUCAUAAAUGUCUCCAGUAAUGAAGAAAAAAAAGGGGAAUAAAAAGCAACGUGGUAGAUGGAAACAAAUUCAGGCCACGAAGAUAUCAAAAUGUAACUUUUUAUUUUCAUUUUAAUACUUGAUCGGCCCGAUUUUUCAAUAAUUCCGUCCAUGAGUUACGCUUCCAGAACGGGCUGACAGGGAUGUCACAGCGGCGCGUCAAAACUCGCAGUAAACAAGUCAAACAAAACUAUUAAAGGAAGAAGAUCAUUCACAGGGAUAGAAAAAAUUUAACUUUAGACCUGCAAAGAAGGGGGAACAGCAUCCACACAAAAACAGCUUUGCUCCAAAGAGGUUUCAAACCUCGUCUGGUUUUCACACAAGAAGGUAGCACCCUUUUUAUUGUUUUUACCGUCGCAUCUGAACCGGGCUGGUUUUUAAGAGAACACACCAUUUGUUCCUCUAAGCGGGUUUUAGAGGAUUGAUGAACUGAAAAGAGGAAGCGGUCGAGUAACCCCACAACGUUCUUUGGAGGCCUCCUACAGCCAUGACUUCGUUUAGACGUGCAGAACGAGGCGCGGACGCUGCACAGUCGUCCGUUUGCCGCUGCAACAUUAACCCAGACGCAGAUCCCAGAUGUUCAGACUAUGGCAAGCCAGCAGGGUCAAAUACCUUCACUUAUUUUACAUGUCCGUUAAAAGAAGGGAUGUAAAAAUUCAACUUGGGUAGGCAGGGUCUCUUCCAGAAUGUUGUGUUUUAGGCCUAAAAGUUGGCUUUUUAAAGGCCACAUGAGCAGCAGAAAGAAAAGGAAAACUUGUAUAAAGUUACUGAACGCUGCUUCUAAAUCGUGCGCAGUGAACGCCCGCUGGAGUCCAAGGAGUAAUUACCAUCUAACCCAGUCAUUGAACGCCUCUUUGUCCGCCGUUCCAUUACCGGGCCGACCACCUCCAACCUGCGCCCACGGCCCUUCGGCUCGUCCUCGCCCAUUAAGCUAUUUCAUUUUAUGGCAUUUAUUUACAAGACGGGUUGAGAAGGUGCCCGUAAGCGGCCCUCCCGGCUUGCCAUAUCCGAUGAGCGUACGCCGUUGCUAGUAGGCCCAUCCGUGUCGUUAACAGCAAGGGGAGCGCUCGUCGGCUCCUCAGAGUAUUCCACUGAAAACUAAACUGGUCCCUCCGGCCAGUAAGGGAGCUCCAGCUUGUUAUAAUCCUUUACACUGCGUUUAUUAUGUGAUUUCUAAUAUGGGGAGAGAGUUUUUCGGAGAUGCUCAGACCAGUGUUGAACUGUGCUUCUGCUCUACGUCUCUUGGUGUAACUAUUUGCAACAUGUAUUUGUAAAUAUGACAACGACAGAUCUCUAAUUGUGAAUAAAGGAAGUUUUAUCACAGGA
Messenger RNA from Fundulus heteroclitus (mummichog), 5787 nucleotides. It is a transcript of the gene csnk1g2b, whose product is annotated as casein kinase 1, gamma 2b. Gene Ontology annotation, cellular component: cytoplasm; plasma membrane; nucleus. Gene Ontology annotation, biological process: peptidyl-serine phosphorylation; signal transduction; positive regulation of canonical Wnt signaling pathway. The coding region runs from base 748 to 2097 and encodes 449 amino acids. Lineage: Eukaryota; Metazoa; Chordata; Actinopteri; Cyprinodontiformes; Fundulidae. The transcript is spliced from 12 exons. Gene Ontology annotation, molecular function: protein serine/threonine kinase activity; ATP binding. The record is from RefSeq and is a predicted model, not a curated record.